UCCCUCAGUUUUUUUCUUCCCCGGAUCGACUCCACUCUGGGGAUCUCACUGUGAUUCUCCUCUCUCGAUCCAUCAAUCGUUGUUGUUUCAACAAAGGCGUACACACGCUACUUAUCUUGUAUAGUAAUAUCUACUGUAGGAGUUUUGUAAAAGAAUCAGAUCCAACUUUCAGAUGAGACUUUCUUAGGCGGUGAAAGAGCUUAUACUUAGUCAACUUUGCAGCUCCACAGAACCUUCUAGGAAGCUACCUCAGUAGACAGGGCUAAAAGGCAGUGGUAAAUAUAUGGUUCUGUAGAAGUGUGAACUGUAGAAAACAACGAGGAGAUGGCUUUUUAUUCCGAGGACAACAAGAGUGAAGACUACCUCUUUAAGAUUGUUCUGAUAGGUGAUUCUGCAGUCGGGAAAUCAAAUUUACUCGCAAGAUUUGCUAGGGAUGAGUUCUAUCCCAACUCGAAGUCGACCAUUGGGGUGGAGUUUCAGACACAGAAGAUGGACAUUAACGGAAAAGAGAUCAAAGCACAGAUAUGGGACACAGCAGGUCAAGAACGUUUCAGAGCAGUUACUUCUGCGUAUUAUAGAGGUGCUGUUGGAGCUCUUCUGGUUUACGACAUCAGCAGAGUUCAGACUUUUCAAAGCAUUGGUAGAUGGCUCAACGAACUGCACACGCACUCUGAUAUGAACGUUGUGACGAUCCUGGUGGGGAACAAGUCGGAUCUGAAGGAUAUAAGAGAAGUGCCAACAGCGGAAGGGAAGGCGUUGGCUGAAGCGCAGGGACUCUUCUUUAUGGAGACAUCAGCGUUGGACUCAUCAAACGUGGCAGCUGCGUUUGAGACGGUCGUGAAGGAGAUAUACAACAUACUGAGCAGGAAAGUGAUGAGCUCACAGGAGCUGAACAAGCAAGAUCCUGCCUCACUUAGCAAUGGCAAGAAAGUUGUGAUUCCAUCCGAGGGAGAGCCCAAUAAAGGUGGGUGCUGUUCUAGGUGAUAGAAACUAAAUUUGUAGAAAGCUUAAAAUGGAAGAUUAAUGUUUCAUCUGUUUGAUUGUUUCUCUGUCCAUGCUCCCUGCCAUGAAUGUUGAAAAUUUGAGCUGUGUUUAGGUGUAGCAAUCUGUAAAUUUUCUACUGCAGAAGCUUUUAUGAAAACUCGCAUUCCUAUCUAUAAAGUUUUCCACUUUCUUGUUGUUCAACUUAUGCAAUGGUCAUGAAUUGAUUAUGAUGAUGAUGGUUAGUCUUCUGUUAUUGUCACAUAUCGUUGAAUAAAAUAAC
This is a messenger RNA of Eruca vesicaria subsp. sativa (arugula), 1264 nucleotides long. The record is from the annotation of a GenBank genome assembly. NCBI's taxonomy places the organism in Eukaryota, Viridiplantae, Streptophyta, Magnoliopsida, Brassicales, Brassicaceae.